AUGGAAGACUCUAUGCUUAGCUUUAUCCUUGGAUCCAUAUUCAUGCUCGGUGUUUCUUGCUCAGCACAUCACAUAAUGCAUGUUUUGUCAUCAAUUUCGUUACUAGCCUUUGUAUAUUACACAGCAAGUUGUCGAAAUUUAGGAGUUCAUAUAAAGAUCCUUGGAGUAAAAGAUAUCGUUGCAUUGAUUAGUGGCAUUAUGAUUGAAAGCAUUCUUCUUGCAAAGCCUACAAGAUGCAUGGGAGGACUUGCACUCAAGAGAGCUGCAGCAUGUGGGUUAUCUUUAUCAAUUACGAUGUUCUGCAUAAGCAUUAGAUAUAUGAGUAAGUCUAUAGAAAAAGGAAGAUUCAUUCCAAAGGGCAUCUAUGCAUAUGCCAGGCAUCCAUUAUAUAUGUCACUGAUGGUUUUCUGGGCAUCUUGCUGUGUGUACACAUCAUGCCUUGUUUCAUUUGCGCUUUUUGUAUGGUUUAUAAACUUCAAGAUAUUCACAAGAAUAAGAGAAGAAGAGUCAGAAAAUGAAAAAAUAUACAUUGAUUAUGCAAGAUAUCGGAAGUCCACCUGGUCUGGGAUUCCAAUGUAUAGAUGA
This is a messenger RNA of Ordospora colligata OC4, 585 nucleotides long. RefSeq lists its product as uncharacterized. The record is from RefSeq and is a predicted model, not a curated record. Gene Ontology annotation, biological process: C-terminal protein methylation. NCBI's taxonomy places the organism in Eukaryota, Fungi, Microsporidia, Ordosporidae. Bases 1 to 585 code for a protein of 194 amino acids. The transcript has a single exon. Gene Ontology annotation, cellular component: membrane. Gene Ontology annotation, molecular function: protein C-terminal S-isoprenylcysteine carboxyl O-methyltransferase activity.